Messenger RNA from Cylicocyclus nassatus, 623 nucleotides. The record is from the annotation of a GenBank genome assembly. NCBI's taxonomy places the organism in Eukaryota, Metazoa, Nematoda, Chromadorea, Rhabditida, Strongylidae.
AUGCCAGUCGGUCUGAAUGACCUUCCUAUUGAGCUUUUAGUGAAAAUUACUGACUACCUGACAGUGAAAUCAUGCUUGGAACUGGCUAAGGUGACACCAAGACUAUCUGAUGCUGUUGCUCUAUCACUAAAGAACACUAACUGCCACAUUCAAGGAUAUUGGCGUGGAAGAGAUCCAAAGUUUGAAAUAAUUUUCGAACGACUGGGAGAUGAAGUGAUGCUAGCCAGGAAUGUGGCAUCUUCCAUAUUGAGCCGACAAAUGUAUUGAAGGACGAAUUGAAAGAAGUGUUUGCGUCAUUUUGGUCACUUGGACACCUAUCGAUUUCACUGGAUACUGACAACUGUUCAAAAGAGCAGGAUGUCUACGGAAGGUCAAAAACGUUUUCGCUUUCAUUUUUGAAAAAUCUCCACCAUAUUAAAGAAGUUGAGUGGGAUUGCGAUUUGAACCUCAGACUGACUGAUAUCCCUAAGAACUGCUCACUGAUAUACUGCACUAGCAAUGCUUAUGACAAUAUAACUAACAAAUAUCUGGAAGGCCUGCGCAAUGCUCAAAGACAUAUCUUCUCAGAUCGUGAUUUUACCGCACUUUCCAGUAAUCACGAAGCUCAAUAAAAUGUUUUCUUC